Ilyonectria robusta is the source of this 634-nucleotide messenger RNA. RefSeq lists its product as uncharacterized. The coding region runs from base 332 to 553 and encodes 73 amino acids. The record is from RefSeq and is a predicted model, not a curated record. NCBI's taxonomy places the organism in Eukaryota, Fungi, Ascomycota, Sordariomycetes, Hypocreales, Nectriaceae. The transcript is spliced from 2 exons.
UCGACUACUAGGUCCAGGGAGUGAUAAAAUUGAUGACAUUAGCCAAACAAAUAAAUGCUCAUAUCUCUCUCAAGAUCGUGCUCCGUACGUACUGCAGAAUGCCAUGGAAAUACUCCCCAACUCUCAACUCUCAACAUGCAUUAGCCCUCGUAUAGGGGGGCUUGACGACUCAAUCCUAGACCAAGCCGCGUCUCACAGUAACGUGAGAAUGCUCAAUGACAAUUCGAAGACGGGAACUGCAAACGUCGACUGGACCUCAUUCUAACACCCACGUCUACCCCCCCGAAGCAACGGGCAUUCCAUUGGCAUCAUUGAGCAAGUUCAUACCCGAAUGAGAAUCACGGGACACUCCCUAGUGAUAUCUAGUGGUGAGUAUGAGAGGCUAUUCACUCUUUCUUGGUGUGGCUCUGCCGAAAAGAUGGGUCGUCUAGUUCUUUUCCAGGUGAGAGAUGCUAGAGUUAGGAGUCAGCUGGUACGGUCCAGGUAUUUUUGCGAUGGAGGGAUUUUGUCGUCAGUACCCGGGCAGAUUUUAAUUCUACAAAUAUUACAAUAGAUGCAGUUUCUCUCCUCCGUCUGGUGACCCCUGCCCAGCUUGUCGAAUGCAUGCAAGUCUCUAAUCCUUUCUAAUAAAUAC